CUUCCUCCUUCAUCUGCAAAGUUGGAUGCUCCCCCUCCGCCUCCUCCACCACCACGUCCUCCUUCAUCUGCAAAGUUGGGUGCUCCCCUUCCGCCUCCUCCACCACCACUUCCUCCUUCAUCUGCAAAGUUGGGUGCGCCCCCUCCGCCUCCACCACCACCACGUCCUCCUUCAUCUGCAAAGUUGGGUGCUCCCCCUCCGCCUCCACCACCACUACUAUCCAAGACCCUUGCUUCCCCUAGGCCAGCUCUAUCCAAGACCCCUGCUCCCCCUCCUCCGCCAGCUUUGGGUCGUGGGACAAGUAGUGGCCCACCACCACUGGGAGCAAAAGGUUUAAAUGCACCUCCGCCACCUCCUGCUGCAGGAAGGGGCAGAGCUUCCUCGGGACUUGGAAGAGGCCGAGGUGUAAGUGUGCCUACUGCUGCACCUAAGAGAACCGUGCUAAAGCCUUUGCAUUGGUCUAAAGUUACUCGGGCAGCAAUAGGUAGUUUAUGGGCUGAUACUCAGAAACAGGAAAAUCAACCACGUGCCCCUGAAAUAGAUAUAUCAGAGCUCGAGAGUCUUUUUUCUGCAGCUUCAGAUACGACUGCUAAGAAAAGCACAGGUCGCCGUUCGAGUAUCAGCAAACCUGAAAAAGUUCAACUGGUUGACCUGCGAAGAGCAAAUAACUGUGAAAUAAUGCUUACGAAAAUAAAGAUUCCUCUACCAGAUAUGCUUAGCGCAGUUCUAGCCUUAGAUUCGUCAGUUCUGGACAUCGACCAGGUUGAAAAUCUCAUCAAGUUUUGUCCGACGAAGGAAGAAAUGGAAUUGUUGAGGAAUUAUACUGGUGACAAAGAAAUGCUUGGAAAGUGUGAACAGUUUUUCUUGGAACUAAUGAAGGUUCCACGUAUAGAAGCAAAGUUACGAGUGUUUGGCUUCAAGAUUACCUUUGCUUCUCAGGCGGAAGACUUAAAAAGCUGCCUUACUACAAUAAACGCUGCUACUAAAGAGGUGAAGGAGUCUGCAAAGUUGCGUCAGAUUAUGCAAACAAUUUUAACACUGGGAAAUGCUCUAAAUCAGGGAACUGCAAGAGGGUCUGCUGUGGGUUUCAAACUGGAUAGUCUUCUUAAAUUAUCCGACACUCGUGCAAGAAAUAACAAAAUGACUUUGAUGCAUUACUUAUGCAAGCUUGUUGGUGAAAAAAUGCCAGAGUUGCUGGAUUUUGCUAAUGACCUUGUUCACUUGGAAGCUGCCUCGAAGAUUGAAUUGAAAACAUUGGCUGAAGAAAUGCAGGCGGCUGAUAAAGGCCUUAAAAAGGUUGUGCAAGAACUCGUAGCUUCAGAAAACGAUGGUGCAAUUUCUCUGGGUUUCCGGAAGGUAUUGAAGGAGUUUCUUGAUAUCGCUGAAGCAGAAGUGAGGUUGCUUGCUUCCUUAUAUAAAGAAUCUGGAGGAAAUGCAGAUUCCUUGUGCCAGUACUUCGGUGAGGAUCCAGCUCGGUGUCCUUUCGAACAAGUGACCAAGAUUCUGACUCUUUUCAUGAAAACGUUCAUCAAAUCUCGAGAGGAGAAUGAAAAACAGGCCGAGGCUGACAAGAAGAAGCUGGAGAAAGAUGCAACUAAAGAGGCGCCAUUGGCAAACAAAGAUAACGAAUGAUGUUAACCUCCAGAAUCCAUAGACAUGGAACGUUAACAACCCGAGGGUUUCAGACCGAUGAAAGAUUUGUUUUAUAGUACUCGAUGUUGCACAUACCAAACACGAGCAGAGAUCUUUUCCUAGAUCAUAGACAACUUUGAUGAUGGAAGUAUAAACUCUAUAUGAUCAUCACUUCAUUCAUUGAUGUAAUCCGAGCUUCGUGUGUAUGUCCUAGAAAAUAUUUGAAACUUGUAUAUCUUUUUUGAAAGAAUAAUAAUUUUCUUUACAUUCUA
This is a messenger RNA of Brassica oleracea var. oleracea, 1904 nucleotides long. RefSeq names its product formin-like protein 14. The transcript is spliced from 14 exons. The record is from RefSeq and is a predicted model, not a curated record. The annotation marks the transcript as partial. Lineage: Eukaryota; Viridiplantae; Streptophyta; Magnoliopsida; Brassicales; Brassicaceae.